AUGUUCCGUUCUCUGCGCCGCGUGCCUCGCCUUGCCUCUCGUCUGUCCAACCCGUCCCGGGCAUUGCGCCCAUUGACGUGCGCCCCCGUCUCGACAAACCUCCCCGCAGACGCAUACCAGCUUCUGUCUACCAAAGAAAAGGCAGGCGAAGCAGAGGAUGCACUGUUUGAUCGACAAAUUCAGGAGGUAGAAUCCUGGUGGAGCUCCCCGCGUUAUGAGGGCAUCAAGCGCCCAUACUCCGCAGCAGAUGUUGUGAGCAAGCGCGGGUCCCUGCAACAAUCAUACCCCAGUUCGUUGAUGGCUCGAAAACUUUUCAAUUUGCUCAAUGAAAGAGCGGAAGCUGGACAGCCAGUUCAUACGAUGGGUGCCAUCGAUCCGGUACAGAUGACACAACAAGCUCCCAACCAAGAAGUCCUCUACAUAUCCGGCUGGGCAUGCUCCUCCCUCUUGACCAGUACCAAUGAAGUGUCUCCCGACUUCGGCGAUUACCCAUACAACACUGUCCCCAACCAAGUGCAGCGUCUCUUCAAAGCUCAACAGAUGCAUGAUCGCAAACAUUGGGAUACGCGACGGAAGAUGACUCCGGAUCAGCGGAAAGCAACACCAUACACUGAUUACAUGCGACCAAUCAUUGCAGAUGGCGAUACUGGACACGGUGGCCUGUCGGCAGUUCUCAAGCUUUCCAAACUUUUUGCAGAAAACGGUGCUGCGGCGGUCCAUUUCGAGGAUCAACUUCACGGCGGAAAGAAGUGCGGCCAUCUUGCAGGCAAGGUACUCGUGCCCAUGGGUGAGCAUAUCAACAGACUGGUUGCGGCCCGAUUCCAAUGGGACAUGAUGGGUUGUGAGAACCUGGUCAUUGCCCGCACAGAUUCCGAGAGCGGUCGACUCAUCAGCAGCGCAAUUGAUGUCCGUGAUCAUGAGUUCAUUCUUGGCAUUGCCGAAGAUGUGGAGCCCCUUGCGGAGACCCUCCAAGCCAUGGAGCGGGAAGGUGCCUCCCCAUUCGAGAUCGAUGCAUAUGAGCUUGACUGGGUCAAAAAGCACAAAUUGGUCACAAUUGACGAAGCUGUCGAUGCCCAUCUUGCCUCAGAGGGCGCUCCUCAAUCCUCCCGUGAUGGAUACAGAGCUUAUGUCAAGGCCAAUCCUGAUCUUUCAUUUUCCCGUCGCCGUGCACUCGCAAACGACUACGCCAAAACCCCCCUCGUCUGGUCUUGCGACAGCCCACGUACCCGGGAAGGAUUCUACCACUACCGCGCCGGAUUCCCAGCUGCCACCAAGCGAGCUAAAGUGUUCGCACCAUACGCAGACCUCCUCUGGGUAGAGACUGGUGACCCCGAUGUUGAGAAGGCAGGCAAGCUGGCUGGAGAAGUUCGCGAGGCGUACCCCGGCAAAAAGCUUGUGUACAACCUGAGCCCGUCAUUCAACUGGAUGGGACAAGGAUUCACCGAGGCCUCUCUCAAGUCCUUUAUCUGGGACAUUGCCAAACAAGGAUUCGUUCUGCAGUUGAUCUCGCUCGCCGGUCUACACACAAAUGCAACCAUUACAACAGAGCUUUCCCGUGCAUUCAAGGACGAGGGCAUGCUGGCUUACGUCCGUCUAGUGCAGUCCCGUGAGAAGGAACUUGAUGUCGAUGUCCUAACUCACCAGAAGUGGAGCGGUGCCCCCUAUAUGGACGGCAUCAUGGGAGCCAUUCAAAGUGGAAGCAGCAGCAGCAAGAGCAUGGGCGAAGGAAACACUGAGAAGGGUAUGCCAUCACGCUUUCGCUCCUUUGGGAUUCACUGCUAA
Messenger RNA from Penicillium antarcticum, 1782 nucleotides. RefSeq names its product methylisocitrate lyase ICL2. The record is from RefSeq and is a predicted model, not a curated record. The transcript has 6 exons. Bases 1 to 1782 code for a protein of 593 amino acids. Lineage: Eukaryota; Fungi; Ascomycota; Eurotiomycetes; Eurotiales; Aspergillaceae. Gene Ontology annotation, molecular function: methylisocitrate lyase activity; isocitrate lyase activity. Gene Ontology annotation, cellular component: mitochondrial matrix.